Uranotaenia lowii is the source of this 2650-nucleotide messenger RNA. RefSeq lists its product as uncharacterized. The coding region runs from base 134 to 1999 and encodes 621 amino acids. The transcript is spliced from 4 exons. Lineage: Eukaryota; Metazoa; Arthropoda; Insecta; Diptera; Culicidae. The record is from RefSeq and is a predicted model, not a curated record.
CCUCAUUCAUUAACAAAAGCCAUCAACGAAUCAAGUGCAUAACAUCAAUCUCGGAUCGGUCCUUUAUUUUUAAGAAUUAAUAGUUUAAUUUGGUUUCGAUUAGGGUUCUUUCAAUGUGCAUUUGCUAGUGAAAAUGAAGCAGAAUCUAUUGGUGGUUUUGCUUUUUGCGUGCCUAUCAGUCGCAACGGCUCGGCAGGGCAGGCUCUGUGAUAUACCGAAAGUGCUCCAGGGAACGUGGUUCAGCUGGGAAACGGGUGAGCCCACAACAACCACCGUUGACGAAACGUCCUAUGAACGGGUCAAUCCAAAGCAGGGACGCAUUCGGGGAGAAUGCAUAGCCAGCAGCCGGAACGGAUCCGACCAUACCCUGAUCUUCAAGGGUGUGGGCGAUUGCUACACCUGCGUUAAUGCGUUCCCGCGGACGCUGAACGUGUUCGAGAAAUUUGAAACUCCCUGUGUGACGUUGGAAAGAAACGCACAACCCACAAUCGAGAGGAUUUGCCGUGGUCUAAGAAGAGAUCAACAGUUAAUUACUUUGUUCAACAAAAACUUCGUUCCCAUAAGUUGUAGAUCGUCUCUGGAAGGUGUUUGGAACUUUGCCUAUCAGAAUCGUUUCCGCUUCACGGGUGAGUGUGACAAUCCCGAUGCUCGGAUCCAGUCCUGCCAGACGCCCGGUACUCAGUUUUUGAUUCAGAACCAAAAGUUCAACAUCACCUACAAACAGUGUCAGGGAAUGGAUGGAACUUUCAACGGAGUCGUGGAGUUCAGUUGCCUCGGAGACUGGUUUAUCGGCAAAAACCACUAUUUUGCCGUAGUCAAUACAAAGGAAUCGCGAGAGGACGAAAAGUAUCGAUGCUUCCUUAAGAAUCGUGACGACGAUCUCUACUUCGGUGCUUCCAUUACGGCCGAAUGUAAUACUCUGAAAACGGUGGAAAAGUCUCCUGAGCGAUAUCGGGUGACGCCGGUCAAAUCGGAAGUUGUAGAACCGGGAUGCCGUUUCCCGCAGAAUUUCACCGGAGAAUGGGUCAAUACAGCUAAUGUAGACGCAGAAGUAACAAUCAACGAAACGCAUAUCAUUGAAACGUACUACCCGGAUAGGGCUCGAUACCGAAGGACCAUCUACGUUUGUCGGGAACAGCGUGAUAGUCGUAUUAUGAUGGCUCGAUUAACGGUGGACGGUUGCCAGAAAGAUUUCAUCUGUUUCGAUUUCGUGCCGCGGCAUCAUAACGUGAUCCGAUACAGGAAGGGUCUGGCUGUUAUCAAGGAUGACUUCAGCACGGUAUGUUCUUGGGUGCAAUUCCCCAACAAGGAGGAAUGGCGUUAUGAUCUGUUUUUGGCCGCCAAGCCUGUUCCGGUUCGUUGUCCUGUAGCGGGUAAGUUUAACUUUACACAAAAGGGAGAAUCACCCUUCAAGACACGAAUUCUUGGUGGUGUUACGUUGAGUCCUCGUCCCGAUAUUCGCUGUAAGCAAAACAUUUCCGACUUUUCCGUCUGUGAUACCGAUCAGAAAGAGAUGGCCAUCGAUGCCAACUAUUGCUUGUCCGUCGAUUAUCUCGGUAGACCGGUUGAUAUCUACAGCGAUCCAGAUUAUCGCAUGAAAUGUAUUGGUUUUUGGCAAGAAAAUCUUAAGUCGUAUCUAAUUACCUACGAUGAUCUGGAUCCGCUGUCCAAGUACCGUUGCUGGGUCUAUCAGAGAGCAGAUUUGAAUCGCGUUCUCAUGUCCCAAGCGGUGGGAGCUUUUUGUAAUGUUAAACAGGAUGUAACUUCCUGGAAUUAUACCGAAGGUGCCGUCGUUGCAGUAGACAUGACCGAGUAUGAAAGAGAGCGGGAUCAAUGUCCGAUGCACUUCGAUGACGGCGAAAACCCUUGGCAGGAAACGGAGAACUACAUCAAAGUAUUUCCCUGGUUGAUUUAUCGAAACGCUACCGGAGGUAUCACGGGUAGUUUAAAUGCAUUUCUAGUAUCGUUGGCAGCACUUUUACUGAAAUUGUUGUUCUAGUGCGAAAAAGGGCAGACGCAAACUUCAGCACAAAGCAUCUUUUCUUUUUCAAAAUGUUGCUUGAUUUUUUUCGAUUUGAUUUUAUGGAAUCAAUUGUUUUCUGCAUUUUAUUUUUGAUAUUUUAUAAUGCAUAAAAAUCACGGUGUAAAAUUUAAUUUUCAUACUUUUUUUGGUUAAAAAACAAAAAGUUACAAAUAAGUUUAUUACAGUGUUUCAAAUGUUAGUAGAACUUGCACAAUGAAUUCUGUAAACGAAGUUACUUGUGCAAUGCAGCGUUACUAUGUAAAAAUAGGAUUGAAGAAGAAGAAUUUUAAAUGACGUUUUACAAAAAAAUCUCAACUCGUACCGUAGAAAUCUCAAUGCGCCUUAAUAAAUACGUCAACGUCCGUCCAAUGUAGUCGUAAGUUUUAGAUAAACAAAAAAGUUUGACAUAUCCGUUCGUGCCUUACCGUCCAAUAGAAAUAGUCUGAUUUUAUUCUGGAAAACGAUGAAAAAAACUAAGCUUAAACGCGAUGUUCUGUAACGAUUUUUGUUAGUAAACCAAGCCAUUCACAUUCCCUAAUACGUGUAAAGAUAAACUUAGUAAAACCCAUCAUGAGAUAAAGGAUGGUAAUGAAUGGGAAAAUUUCAAUAAAAAAAAUUGAAUGUCUA